UGAGAGGGCUAAAAGGUCAGCCUAAUCGAAGACGUUUCCCACACCUGUUGCGUGGGCGGUGGUGUCAACGAUGAGGACGUAAGAGGAGUAUAUAAGGAUGGAAUCAUCCUUCGGUGAUCAAAGUCUUCUUCCGAUACCCACAUCGACAACAUGAAGCUCAUCAUCCUCGCCUGCUUCGCCACCGUAGCUCUGGCCGCCCCUCAGCUGGGUCCAGACCACAACCUCCGCCAGCGUCCCAUCGCCAUCCUUAAGGACGAGCGCCAAGAUUUGGGCAACGGCGAGUUCACCUACACCUUCGAGACCGAGAACGGCAUCACCGAGUCGAGGAGAGGAUACCGCGGUUCCAAGGGUCAGAUCAACAUGGAGGGAGUCUACAGGUUCCCCCUCCCCGACGGCACCAUCGCCGAAGUCCGCUACGUCGCCGACGAAAACGGCUUCAACGCCCAGUCCCCCCUCAUCCCCACCCCCCACCCGCUCCCCGCCCACGCCAUCGAGCAGAUCCGCUUCGCCGAGGAGCAGCGCGCCCGCGGAGUCACCUUUCCAGAUUAUUAAAAAAGGGACGCCAUAAACGCCGCUGUCUGAUGAUGUCCUCCAUUCUCGUCGCCUCGCAUUUGAUCCACGCCACGUUUUCUUGGAAUGUAUAUAUAACAAUAAAAUAUAUUAGGGUUGGAA
Messenger RNA from Macrobrachium nipponense, 672 nucleotides. Its product is annotated as cuticle protein AM1199-like. The record is from RefSeq and is a predicted model, not a curated record. Bases 151 to 552 code for a protein of 133 amino acids. Lineage: Eukaryota; Metazoa; Arthropoda; Malacostraca; Decapoda; Palaemonidae. The transcript is spliced from 3 exons.